CUGACAAUAUGGCUGACGAAGUAUCAAUGCCGUCACUGUUCCAAUUUGCCAUUGAUCGUGGGGGCACAUUCACUGACGUCUGGGCCCGAUGCCCGAAUAAUGAGAUUCGGGUGUUGAAGCUGCUGUCGGAGGACCCCGCCAAUUACGAUGACGCACCAAGGGAAGGCAUCAGGCGCAUCCUAGAAGAGUAUACAGGAAAGCCAUGUCCUGCAGCCGACCCAAUAGACACGUCUCUGAUAGACUGGAUACGGAUGGGGACAACAGUAGCGACCAACGCCCUGCUGGAGAGGAAGGGGGAGAGGAUGGCACUCGUCAUCACCAAGGGCUUCAGGGAUCUGCUCCAUAUCGGCAACCAGUCACGGCCACACAUAUUUGAUCUGAAAAUCGUGAUGCCAGACAAGCUGUACGAGGAGGUGGUGGAGGUGGAGGAGAGGCUGGUCCUGCAGCAGGACGUGUGUCAACUGGACAGGUCAUAUCACAAGGUCACCGGGACCACAGGCGAGGAGCUGGAGAUCUGGGAGGAGGUGAAUGUGGGUAAACUUAAAGCUGAUCUCCAGGAACUGCUAACCAAGGGCAUCAAGAGUCUCGCCGUCGUGUUCAUGCACUCCUACACCUGUGACCUCCAUGAGAGGCAGGUCGGGCAACUGGCCAGGGAGAUGGGUUUCACCCACGUGUCUCUGUCCUCGGACGUCAUGCCGAUGGUGAGGAUGGUCCCCCGUGGAUUUACUGCAUGUGCCGAUGCCUACCUCACACCCUGCAUCAUGAGAUAUGUCGCCGGCUUCUCGUCAGGCUUCACUGGAGGUUGCAAGAACACCAAAGUGCUUUUCAUGCAGUCUGAAGGAGGUUUAACACCAGUUCAAAAGUUCAACGGGUCACGGGCCAUCCUGUCGGGUCCAGCAGGUGGAGUGGUAGGUUACGCCCUCACCUCCUACAGUGCCAAUACAGGCAGGGCUGUCAUCGGAUUUGAUAUGGGAGGAACAUCAACAGAUGUGAGUCGCUAUGCGGGUCAGUUCGAACACGUGUUUGAAACCACCACAGCAGGCGUCACCAUCCAGGCUCCUCAACUGGACAUCAACACGGUGGCAGCAGGUGGAGGCUCCAUGCUGUUUUUCCGGUCAGGGAUGUUUGUGGUAGGACCAGAGUCUGCUGGGGCACAUCCCGGGCCUGUGUGCUACAAGAAAGGAGGUCCUCUGACUAUCACCGAUGCCAACUUGUGUCUAGGCCGGAUCCUACCGGAGUUUUUCCCAAGUAUUUUCGGCGAGAAAGAAGAUCAACCACUCGACAAACAGGCCACUUUACAAGCCUUCACCAAGCUGACAAAGGAGGUGAAUGACUUCCUGACUUCCCAACCAGGCGAUGCCAAAAAGAAGCCAAUGACAGCAGAGGAAGUUGCUAUGGGAUUUAUUCGCGUUGCUAAUGAAGCCAUGUGUCGACCAAUCAGAGCACUUACAGAGGCUAAAGGUCAUGACACAUCACGCCACCUACUGGCAUGUUUUGGAGGAGCUGGAGGUCAACAUGCAUGUGCCAUUGCAAGGUCACUGGGGAUGAGCCGAGUGUUUAUACACAAGUACGCCAGCAUCCUGUCUGCCUAUGGAAUGGCCCUAGCAGAUGUUGUACACGAAGCUCAGGAACCCUGUGCCAAGACGUACGAGACAGCAUCAUUCGCCUACAUCGAUGGCCGGAUUAAAGCCCUGUCAGAUGAAUGUAGAGAGGAGCUGAAGAGUCAAGGCUUCAAGAGCCAUCAGAUUGAGACCCAGCCCUUCCUGCAUCUCCGCUACCAGAAGACCGACUGUGCCCUGAUGUGUUCAGCGGAGGCCUACCCUGCCACACCCCAGACCAGCAGCUACGGGGACUUCAGGGCAGCCUUCCUUAAUAGGUACAACACAGAGUUUGGGUUCACACUGAAGGAUCGUGCUGUUGUGAUCGAUGACAUCCGUGUUCGAGGGAUCGGCAGGUCACAUGCUGCGUCAGACGUCGCCGUCAAGGAAGCUGCUGGUGAUGCCAAGUCUAGAAGGAUGACCAGCUGUUUCUUUGAAGACGGUUUCCAUGACACCUCCGUGUACCACAUGGAUGACAUCACCGCUGGUCAUGUGAUCAAGGGACCGGCAAUUAUCACAGAUGUCAACAGCACUGUGCUGAUUGAGCCCACCUGCACCGCCUCCAUCACUGGGCAGGGGGACAUUGAGAUAGUGAUAGGAGAAGGACUUCACAAGUCUGUGGGGACAGAGCUGGAUGCGAUACAACUGUCCAUCUUCUCACACAGGUUCAUGAGCAUCGCUGAGCAAAUGGGCAGAGUUCUGCAGAGGACAUCCAUCUCAACCAACAUUAAGGAAAGACUGGAUUUCUCCUGCGCUAUGUUUGGUCCUGAUGGUGGACUGGUGGCUAAUGCACCUCACAUCCCUGUACACCUGGGCGCCAUGCAGGAGACUGUACAGUACCAGAUGAGACAGCUGGGUGACAACUUCCGGAAGGGAGACGUGAUCCUGAGCAACCACCCAUCAGCUGGAGGCAGCCAUCUUCCGGACCUCACCGUCAUCACACCCGUAUUUUACGAAGGAGAAGCGAGACCAGUGUUCUUUGUAGCAAGUCGAGGUCACCAUGCUGACAUAGGGGGGAUAACUCCAGGCUCCAUGCCAGCUAACUCCACAUCUAUAGAGGAGGAGGGUGCAGUUUUCAUGUCUUUCAAAGUGGUGGAGGAGGGAGUUUUCAUGGAGAAAGCUCUGAUUGAGAAGUUUAUGGACCCUGGGAAGAUCCCUGGUAGUAGUGGCUCUCGCAACCUCGCCGACAACCUCAGUGACCUGCGCGCCCAGAUUGCAGCCAAUCAGAGGGGCAUCAAGCUGAUAUCGGAGCUGAUAGAUGAGUAUGGACUGGAGGUGGUUCAGGCCUAUAUGGCACAUAUACAGAACAAUGCAGAGGUUGCGGUGGGUGACAUGCUACGGGAGAUUGCACGGGACACGAAGGUGCGGACCGGCACCACAAAGCUUCACGCGUGUGACUACAUGGAUGAUGGCAGCAAGAUAGCCCUGACAGUGGACAUUGAUGAACAGGAGGGCACAGCUGUGUUUGACUUCUCCGGCACGGGUUGUGAGGUGCAUGGGAACUGCAAUGCUCCAAGGGCGGUAACUCUGUCAGGACUUAUCUACUGUCUACGCUGUAUGGUGGGACAUAACGUGCCCUUGAAUCAGGGUUGCCUGAAACCUGUGCACGCCAUCAUUCCUAAGGGCAGCAUCCUGGACCCAUCCGAGCAUGCUGCAGUUGUCGGGGGCAACGUCCUCACUUCACAGAGAAUUGUAGACGUGGUGCUGAGAGCCUUCAGUGUUUGUGCAGCCUCCCAGGGCUGCAUGAACAACAUUACAUUCGGAGACUCCAACGUCGGCUACUACGAGACCGUAGCAGGGGGAGCGGGGGCGGGCCCGACAUGGGAUGGUCACAGCGGUAUUCACAGCCAUAUGACAAACACCCGAAUCACAGACCCAGAAAUUGUAGAGAGGAGAUACCCCAUCGUUGUCCGCUGCUUCCAUCUGAACCGUGGCACGGGCGGUAGGGGGCGCCACACGGGAGGGGAUGGGGUGGUGCGAGAAUUCCUGUUCCGCAAGGACUUGACACUUUCUGUGUUGACUGAGAGGAGGGUGUUCAGGCCUUACGGCUUGUGUGGUGGGGAUGAUGGAAGAACUGGUUUGAACCUGCUGUUCUAUGCUGAUGGUCGGGUGGUAAGCCUAGGAGGCAAGAACUCUGCCAAUGUCGGCCCUGGGGACGUGUUUCACCUGGAGACACCAGGAGGAGGAGGCUAUGGCACACCUGGUACUGACUCUGCAAGUGAUGGAUCCCGGACGGAGGGGACCACAACAACACAAGGCCCUCCCAGUCAGAAGGCCGUCCUCAAGGGCAGUGUCCACGAGUACAGGAUGGCCCAAGAAUCUUCAUAACUUACAGGCGCAAAUACUAGAAAUCCUUCCACUUUCUCGUUUCACUGAGGUGUCAUUUCUAGGCUUUUAUGCUGAAAAUCUCAUUUCAUUGAAUGAACUACUCAGUUUGUAUGAAUUUAUAUCAAUUACACUGACAAGGGUGAUGUGCAGUCAAAGUGCCUCUGCUCAAUGUCCUUGUGUAUAUUUCCACUGAUGAUAGGGGUGCAGGGGCCCAUCUAGACCCCUUCCAAGGCCAAUAAUCGCCCCAAGUCUGCAACAAAUAUUAUAAAAAUUCCCAAAUUGGAAUUAGAAAGUUAAUGUAAAUAUAAUUUUAAUUUAAUUUGAGGUCUCUGUGGAGGCAGCCUGUACGUCACUGAUUAUGUUAUUUACGUUGAUCCUUCAACCUGACUGACCGAAUUUCAUGUUUUACUGAAGACCAAUAACAAGGAAGAGUACUUAGUGCUCUGUUUUAUAUUAUUGCAAUCUCCAUAUAUAAUGUUAAAAUACCUCUGUAGACUGAUUUGCGGCGACUGGGGCCCCCCCGGAAAAUGAUCAUAUCUCACAUACUUUAACGCAGCCUUACAACAGACAGUCGUAGCGCUAUACAGUCACUUUGUCGAGCAGGGGCCCUGAUCAGGUGUAGACUUGUGAUGGUUUGAUACAGUCCUGACACCACUAGGGAUGUAUCAGCAAUUCUGCACCAACUGCCCCUGACAGAAACAUUGGGAUUUUAAAUUUUGUUCUAAAUAGGGAUUUCUUUAAAGUUCUUACUUUCUUCAAUUAAUGGGUAUUUUAACUAUAUAUUUGGAGAUUGCAUUCAGUGCAAUAAUAUCAAACAAAGAACUAAAAACUCUUUUUCCUAAUUGAUCCUGUUUUCAAAACAUGAAAUUAAAUCAGUCAGACUGAAAAAUCCAAAUAUUUAAGGUAAAUGAGAGCCAGUGGUUUCUCCAGUGCAUUUCUCAGUACAUCUGUCUUUCCUUAGGAAUGUGUGUGAUUUUUAUUGCCACACAUAAUACAGUGUUUUAAAAAUGGAUGUUUUGGGAUGAAAAAAUGGUUAAAAAUAGGAUUUGACACCCACAUUCUUCUGAACUAUUCAUGGCCAAGAAUAGUUUUCCAAAUUCUAACUAAUGCCAUCUGAUCAAGGUGAAAUUCCCCAUUAUUAAUGCAACUGAAAAUGCACAAUGUGUAUCACAUGAUGAAGGCGUUUUGAUAAUCAGAUUUCGAGAUAUAUCAUGAAUGGGUUGUUUGUAACCAAGAACUGUUCACCAAGUAUAUAUGCUGAUAAAACCCCAAACUGCAGAGAACUUCUUCAGGUCGGCAAUCCUGUCUCCCUCCAUUACCAUUUGUAGGUACCUCACCUGUCUGAAUGUGGAGUCAGCUUAUGUUGUGGCCUGUUUGUGCAGCAUCCGUCAUGGUCUCGUUCAUUAUCUAGGACUGAGGAAGCUGAAUGAUGGCCUGAAUGCUUCUUCUCAUGAUGACAUCAUAUUUUGUUCAGCUGUGCAGUUGUCUGUCUGUUGUACAAUAAUGCAACUUAUCAUACCUCCAUGUCAGAAUGAUGAGAUCUGAUUGGUCCAUGUGACCUAGAUAAAAUACUUUGUACAUCACCUUGAAGGGUAAUAAAUUUCUCAGGGGUAGAAUAUAUCCCUUAUACCCCGCCACGAGCAAUACAGGCUGCACGUGGAUUUCUGACAGGCAGAAUAAAUCCCUUAUACCCCGCUUCAAAGUGAAAAGCCGCAUGUGGAAGUCACGUGACAGCACAAGUUUACCUCAGCUCAAUGGAACAGCUGUUUUCUAUUCCUUUCUGAUUCCUUUGCAGUGUCACAUUAAAACAUGUCGGUAAGAUAAAUUCGUUGUAGCAGGAUCACGAGGGGUACAUGGGGUUUUUUUUGUCCCUCAGCUUGUGGUAUACAACCUACGGGAUCCUGCUACAAUUUAUAAUAGUUUCUACUGGAGACUGGAGUUAGGCCAGGUUCACACAGUGCCAAUUAUGGCUCCCUUUUGAGAUCAGACAGCGCUACGACACGAACAGUGAACUAUCCUCAAUGAUCUGGAAUGUCCUAUCAUUGUCUAAACACAGUCGUAUAC
Messenger RNA from Haliotis rufescens (red abalone), 5990 nucleotides. Its product is annotated as 5-oxoprolinase-like. Gene Ontology annotation, biological process: glutathione metabolic process. Gene Ontology annotation, molecular function: 5-oxoprolinase (ATP-hydrolyzing) activity. The coding region runs from base 9 to 3926 and encodes 1305 amino acids. Lineage: Eukaryota; Metazoa; Mollusca; Gastropoda; Lepetellida; Haliotidae. Gene Ontology annotation, cellular component: cytosol. The transcript is spliced from 34 exons. The record is from RefSeq and is a predicted model, not a curated record.